Anguilla rostrata (American eel) is the source of this 477-nucleotide messenger RNA. RefSeq names its product pancreas transcription factor 1 subunit alpha (gene ferd3l). Lineage: Eukaryota; Metazoa; Chordata; Actinopteri; Anguilliformes; Anguillidae. The record is from RefSeq and is a predicted model, not a curated record. Bases 1 to 477 code for a protein of 158 amino acids. Gene Ontology annotation, biological process: regulation of transcription by RNA polymerase II; developmental process. The transcript has a single exon. Gene Ontology annotation, molecular function: RNA polymerase II transcription regulatory region sequence-specific DNA binding; protein dimerization activity; DNA-binding transcription factor activity, RNA polymerase II-specific.
AUGGAAAUUCAAGGGACGCUUUUGGAACCUACGCUUUUGGACUUUGCCAGUGACGUUCACUUUCUAGAUUUAUCUCCAAAACCGGCAGCAAAGCUUAACUCGGUCACGUCUCUGCACAGCGCGGAUUUGCGGGGCCGAUUUUUGGAUAUCAUCUCCAUCCCCGGAGGAGACGAGCCGACGCGCUCCGCUCAGAGCGGCUAUCCGCGGACGGGCGACACGCCCGCGCUUGGCACGGCCUCGCUCACGGGGAGGUCAAAGAGGAAGCGCGUGAUCACCACCGUCCAGCGGCAGGCCGCGAACAUCAGGGAACGGAGGCGGAUGUUCAGCCUGAACGAGGCUUUCGAUGACCUGCGGAAGAAGGUGCCCACCUUCGCCUACGAGAAGAGGUUGUCCCGGAUCGAAACUCUGAGACUCGCCAUAGUGUACAUCUCCUUUAUGACGGAUCUGCUGGAGGAAAAUAACGCGCCUAUCGGCUGA